Molecule: messenger RNA, 1750 nt
Organism: Centruroides sculpturatus (bark scorpion)
Lineage: Eukaryota; Metazoa; Arthropoda; Arachnida; Scorpiones; Buthidae
Product: leucine-rich repeat-containing protein 47-like
Exons: 6
Coding region: 15-1613 (532 amino acids)
Molecular function (GO): protein binding
Source: RefSeq, a predicted model, not a curated record
UAUCAGAUAACAACAUGGCGCCCGCAUGGAGUGAAGUCUCAUGUGUUCGAGAGGAAAAGCGGUGCGAAUUAAUAUUAUCCGGUGCGGCCGUUUCGAAAAAGAUCGAAGAAGAAGGUUUAGACCUAGAAAUUUUUACUUUAAAUAAUUUAAAUUUUCUAGAAAUAAGUCACACGUGCUUAAUUACACUACCCGACGAAAUAAUCAAUUUAACUAAUUUGACAAAUUUCGUCCUUCGCGGCAAUUGGUUGAAGGAAUUGAAUGAAAAUUUGUGUAACUUAACCAAACUGAAGUUUUUGGAUAUUUCGGAAAAUCAAAUAACUCAUUUACCUCAAGAUAUUAAUAAAUUAGUUUCUCUUCAAACUUUGAACGUCAGCGCGAAUAGUUUGACAAAUUUCCCACCUUUAAGUAAUUUAACAAAAUUAUCGACUAUAAAUUUCACUAAAAAUCAAUUUGAAAACUUUCCUCUCGAACUCUGUGAUUCAGCACUGGCGCAUCUGUCUGAAGUCAUCGGAAGUAACAACAAUAUUGUAGACAUUCCAUCUGAAAUUGAAAAUCUCGUCUCUCUAAAAACUUUGGAUCUUGGAAAUAAUAAGAUCGUCGAAGUGCCUGGUGAACUUUCGAACUGUUCUAAAUUAAAAGAACUUAAUUUAAAAGGUAACCGCAUCAAAGACAGAAGGUUGGGGAAGUUGGUCGAUCAGUGCCAUACUAAGCAAGUGUUGGAGUAUGUGAGAAGUCACUGUCCCAAAAAAGGAAAAGAGAAUAACUUAACAACACAAUCUACUAAAGGAAAAGCAAAAGGAGGAAAACAAAAGAAAUCCAUCCAGAAAGAAGAGGUAUCAAAUUUUAUAUUAAAAUUGCUGACCCUUCAUGAGAUAUUCGUUUCUGAAGAUUGGUUUUUAACACGUAUUGAUCUACUGUCUUUUCUACCUGCUUUGCAUCUAGAUGUGUGCCUCGAUGCUCACUAUUGCUUGCACCUUGGUGUUCAGGUAUGGACAAAAUUACAUGAUACUGUCUGUGAAAAAAGAACAUUGGCAACAAUAGCUACACAUGAUCUUAAAAAAAUACAAGGAAAUAUUAAGUAUACUGCAAAACAACCUGAAGAGAUUAAAUUGGCUCCACUUGGAAGAAAAAAUGAGAUGUCUGCUUUUGCUUUAUAUAAUCAACUUUCAGAUGAAGCAGAAGCUUUAAGAAAAGAGAAAAAAAGAAGUACAUAUUCAGGAAUUCAUAAGUAUUUGUAUCUUCUGAAAGAUAAAUCAACUUAUCCAUUUUUAUUGGAUGAAAGUGGGCAGGUUAUCUCAUUUCCUCCUAUUACGAAUUGCAGUGGGACAAAGAUAUCUGAAGAAACAUCAGAUAUGUUUUUUGAAGUAACUGGUAAUAGCCUCCCAGCAUGCAAAAAGGUGAUGGAUAGUUUAUUAUAUGAAACUUUAAAGUUAGGUUUGGGAAAUAAAAAGCUUGACGUGAAUGGUAGCACAGAAAUUGAAAACGAAAGUUCAAAUUUAAAAUCCUUAAUUAUUGAACAGAUGAGAGUUGUAGAUGAAGAUGGAAAUUUAAAAGUUGUCUAUCCUUCAAGAACUGAUUUAAUCUUUGAAGACAUCAAUGUUGUUAGAGAUUAAUCCGAAACAUAAAAUUGUUGACUACUCUGUUUUGAGCAUGACUUUGCUUUUAUAAAUGAAAAUUCAUUUGUAUAAGUCAUAACUACUGAGAUUGAUCAUUUAGCACUUGAUUUAAAUAAAUAUUUGAUAAAUUUUAA